This is a messenger RNA of Clarias gariepinus (North African catfish), 4063 nucleotides long. Its product is annotated as polycomb protein SCMH1-like. Gene Ontology annotation, molecular function: protein binding. The transcript is spliced from 18 exons. Lineage: Eukaryota; Metazoa; Chordata; Actinopteri; Siluriformes; Clariidae. The record is from RefSeq and is a predicted model, not a curated record. Gene Ontology annotation, cellular component: nucleus. Bases 255 to 2450 code for a protein of 731 amino acids. Gene Ontology annotation, biological process: regulation of DNA-templated transcription.
CCCGCUCUCCCCUCCCAUCACUACAAACACACUGCACGCGCGCUAGGAAACAUGUCGGAAUAACGUCACAUUUGUUAUAUUAGCGAAGUUCGAACCAGGAAGAGAGAGAUAGAGCGAGGGAGGAACUCCAGGCGCCUGGAUUUGGACGCCAUCCUCGAAAAAGGCGCCCUUCUUUUGAAAGCAAGAGAAAACGGAUCGUGUCCCCCCCACCCACACUAAUGCAGGACUAAGGGCGAUCCAGGUCUAAUAGAAUCAUGAAAAAACCUGUGCCAGCAAGAGUUAUCGAGUGGAAAGAUGGCAGACGGAUCAAACAUUCCCGCAGCGGUCGUCCCUCACGAGUACCCUCACAGUAUCAAGAGCCUCAGCUGAAAGGCCAUUUCAGCUGGGACAAAUAUUUAAAAGAAACAGGUGCUAUAGCUGCUCCAGCACACUGUUUCAAACAGAGCACUACACCCCCAGUUAAUGAGUUCAAGGCAGGAAUGAAGCUGGAAGCACAGGACCCCAGGAAUACAACUUCAACCUGCAUUGCCACAGUGGUGGGGCUGACCGGCUCGCGUCUCCGGCUGCGCCUCGAUGGAAGCGACAACAAAAACGAUUUCUGGCGCCUGGUGGACUCGUCUGAGAUCCAGCCCAUUGGUAGCUGUGAAAAGAACGGCGGCAUGCUACAGCCACCCCUGGGGUUUCGUCUGAACGCGUCGUCCUGGCCAAUGUUCUUACUAAAAACACUCAACGGUGCAGAGAUGGCACCAGCACGCAUCUUUCACAAGCAGGAACCUCCGUCUCCAGAACAGAAUCAUUUCCAGGUGGGGAUGAAGCUGGAGGCGGUGGACAGGAAGAACCCUCAUUUUAUCUGUCCUGCCACAGUUGGAGCUCUGCGAGGAGUGGAGGUGCUGGUCACCUUCGAUGGCUGGAGGGGAGCGUUUGACUAUUACUGCCGUUACGACUCCAGAGACAUCUUUCCUGUAGGCUGGUGCACUCUCACUGGAGACAACCUUCAGCCUCCAGGCGCCAAAGUGGGUUUGCCAAGGCCACUGGGUGCUUCAGGCGCACUCCCUGACAGCAGUGUGGAAGCCACAGACAUGCCCAUGCCCCCAGCGCCCACCAGGCCUCCUGCCCAGAAGCGUCGUAAACCUGGACGCAAGAAAAGCAAGCCAUCCUGGUCUCAGAAAGACACUACCUCUACUGAGGUGGUCCAGACAGAUCAGCCAGGAAAUGGACCGGAACCUGUGAAAAUCCCGAAGAAGAGAGGGCCCAAACCUGGGAGUAAGAUGGGUUGGGUUAAGCAUGCUGCGUGGUUGGAAGGGGCAAUGGCAGGUCCUGGCAGACCCAGAGGUCGAGUGUCGGCUAACUGGACACAGAAACUGCAUCAGCAGAAUGAGAUAGAAACUAUCAAGAUCCCAAAGAAGAGAGGCCCCAAACCUGGCACCAAGAGAAAACCUCGUGUGGCUUCUGACCCAGUACCCACAUCCCCGACCAGUAGCACUCCAGAGCCUGACACUAGUUCUGUGCCACUGGAUAAUGCCACCAUCCCCAGCGCUGCCAUGCAGGCUCCAACAGUAUGCGUGUAUCUGAAUAAGCAGGGGAAGGUGGGUCCUCACUUGGAUGGACGGCGUGUACAGGCUCUACCAGACCACUUUGGACCGGGUCGGGCGUCUUCAGUGCUGCAGCAGUGUGUUCAGGCCUGUGUGGACUGCGCACAUAACCAGAGAGUCGUCUUCUCCUGUCUCAAACCAGGUCAAGGAGGAGAGCUCAUCUCAGCCCACUUUGACCAGAAGCAGCACACUCUCACUCUGCCGGCAGUGAACAGUGUGACAUACGUGCUGCGCUUCCUGGAGAAGCUCUGCCACAAUCUGCGCUGCGAGCCACUGUUUGGCAGCCAGCCAGUGCCUCUUGGAGGAGGGCACUACGAAAGCCACAACUACACAGAGAGGAGGAGUUUUUCAGAGUGUCUCAGUUCAGGACCAGGUCGAGGGACAAAGAGAUUUCUGUCAGACUCCAGCAGCGCACUGCCACAUAAAACAGCCAAAAGUCACGGCAUCUCAUCUGAAGAGUCUUUUCUGGUGGAAAACGGAGUCUCUGAACACUUGGAGAAGACAAGAAUGUCCCCCAGUAAGGCACUGAGUUUGCACCCUCACUGUCAGAGCACCAUCUCUCCUGGUCAGAUGGGUCACCUUGGCUCUGCAGGCUCAGAGCGUUUCCUGAACUCCAGAGAGAGCCCUCGACCCAGCGGGCAGGAUCCAAACCUGUGGACAGUGGAGGACGUGAUGUACUUCAUCAGAGAGCUGGACCCUCAGUUAGGCCCACAUGCAGAGCUUUUUCGCAAACAUGAGAUUGACGGGAAGGCUCUCCUUUUACUGCGAAGUGAUAUGAUGAUGAAGUACAUGGGCCUGAAACUCGGUCCCGCCCUAAAACUCACCUUCCACAUCGACAAGCUGAAACAGGGUCGCUAAGCCCGAGAGGCCAACCUUUAACCCCUCCCCUACUCUACCAAGCACAUACUGUAGUGGACAUCCACUGAAGCAUUAAUUUCUUUGCAGUGGUCAUUUCUGAAUGUCUGUCUCCAUGUCUGUUACCAUUUUGUUUUAUUGUUCUCAUUUGUUUUGGUGCCCAUUAUGUGUAGCACACUUAUCCCUGUUCUCAUGAUCAGGUCUGUUAACUAAUGCACAUUUCUCUCCACAAUGCUGUUCCUGUCGUUGCCAUGUCUUGAGCUAUGCAGAAUCAGAGCUGCAUGCAUAAGUCGGCAGGCCAUUUUCAGGCCUCGGUUUUUAAAUACAAUCUUAUUUUUAUCUUCUGUAGCCGCAAUCAAAAAGGGCUUGAACUUUUUCCUUUAGUAUUCUUCUACCAGAAAUCACACAAACACUAGAUCUGCCCCACUGACUUUUGGGACAGGUUCUAAUUCAUAUCUCGCUGAGGUACUUUCAUAUCUAAUACUGUACUUUAUACAUAUCUACACAGUUAACUGCAAUUAAUGCCAUGAUAAACUGCAUUUCUUUUGUAUGGUCUUGCUUAUGAUGUGUCCAGUUAAUUUGUACUUUUUUACAGUUUUUGUACUAUAUUGUUAGAAUUCAUACAUUGUGAUAAGAUUGAAAUAAAAAUAUGAAGUCGUUUGACAGAUUUUAAAACUGCGUUCUUGCAUCUUGAUUGGUGUUUUGUUCCAGAAUGUCAUUUGUUGACCUGUAGGAAGAUUUGAUUACGAGCACUUUAAAGUCAUAAUUUUAAAGAUGCUAAGGAGUGUCACCCAUUCAUGGAGAGCAUUAGUCAACACAAGGGGGCAGCAAAGCCUUAGCAGUUUCUCAGGAUUUCUUUGUCUAUCUCAAUACAUUAAAGCCCUUACACAUUUUCUGUAUUGAAGAUCUUAGCUUAGCAUGUUGCCUUGUCAUGUUUGCUAAGCCAUGAAAAAGACACUUUCCAAUAGACUUCUUUCUGGCUGGCAGAAAUCAGGGAUGAAUUAAAAUAUUCUGACAGCUCAGGUACAUGAAAUUGUUUUCAGUGUUUAAUAACUAAGCAAUACAGGUAACCUAAUUCUGAACCUGCAUACAGUAGUCCAUACACAAAUAUUUACAUGGUAACUAUCUUGGUAGACAACGUUUGAGUUUCCACUGCAGUGAUGGUGUUGCCUGUGUAGUAACCCAUAGCACCAUAGCCUGGAAAACUUGACCAAAUACGCUCUUGUGUAAAUCAUCUGCUAAACAUCAUUAGGAAAUACUUAAAAAAAACUUUUUUUCCCUUUAUUUAUUUAUUAGACUUUAAGUAUUGUAAUUUGUGUUUUUAUACUUGACAAUUUUCUUUCUAUUAUCGUAUGUGGGUAUAUUAUACACAGCAGUGUUUCAAAUUGUUAUAGCAUAUAUUUUUUUCAGGAAAUUAGCUCAGUAAUGUCUUUUUUUUUUUCAGUGUAAUUAUGCUGGUAUAUUUAACUUUGUCCUGUGACUUUUUAACUUUUUUAGUUAACUUUUUUAUGCUGUUUUGAUUCAGUGUUUUUUCUUCUUUGCUUUUCUUAACUGUCUGUAAGUAAAUACACCCAAAGAACACCUUGUAAUAAAUGUUGGUUAAAGUUUGUAAUUUA